AUGUCACUGGAAGGAGGGAAUUUCCCGAAACCAAACCGCACCUGCAUCCCAUCACACUGCGGCUUGUCUGCGUCGUGGCCAAACAAGCCUGUCCGUCGACGAUCAACCGAUUGGACCGGAAGACAUCGAUGCGAGCCGCUUCAAAGCUCAGCUCCUGUCAGCUCAGUGGCAGCAAUCACCACGUCAAGCCCACGGCCAAAGUCCGGCUACCGCAUGCCCAUUUGGCCGGACCACUCGCAUCUCGUUAUUUUUGAAUGCUUCGAAAUGGCCCUUCCUGUGAUUGAAAUUCGGUUAUCGAACUCGGCGCCACCAUUAAAGGUAGUACAGCAGAUAAGGGUAGUGGCAUCAUUGCGCGAGGUGAAGGAGCUUGGUCCUCUUGCUGGUGGGCGCACCGUCGCGCCCGCGCCAGGAUGA
Messenger RNA from [Torrubiella] hemipterigena, 414 nucleotides. NCBI's taxonomy places the organism in Eukaryota, Fungi, Ascomycota, Sordariomycetes, Hypocreales, Clavicipitaceae. The record is from the annotation of a GenBank genome assembly.